Messenger RNA from Papaver somniferum (opium poppy), 1628 nucleotides. Its product is annotated as adenylate kinase 4-like. NCBI's taxonomy places the organism in Eukaryota, Viridiplantae, Streptophyta, Magnoliopsida, Ranunculales, Papaveraceae. Gene Ontology annotation, molecular function: AMP kinase activity; ATP binding. The transcript has 7 exons. Bases 659 to 1399 code for a protein of 246 amino acids. Gene Ontology annotation, cellular component: cytoplasm; mitochondrion. The record is from RefSeq and is a predicted model, not a curated record. Gene Ontology annotation, biological process: nucleobase-containing compound metabolic process.
AUUGGAUCCCACAGAUUAGGGAUUUCGGAAUUAGGAGAUGGUUGUUCUUUUUGUUGAACAGUUUGCGAUGCUUACUCAUGCACACCUGGGACCGGAGGACGUUGGAUGCAGCCGGUCGCUUGUAUCACAUUGUCGCUUGAAUUCCAGUACACCGAUUGAAGGGUGCAUAACUGAUGUAAAGUCCAAGAUAUUAUCUUGAAGAGGGGGGUCGUUCGUGCUGCUGUUGAAUCCGCAAUGGAAGUUCUAACAAGGUUAAGGCGUGCAGUUAGAGAGCCUUACAAGUGACGCAAAGGAAAUGACAUUUGAACAGAGAAAAAAUUAUCUAUGGCCAAAAAACCAGGCUAAUACCAGGUUACAGUGGACGGGAAGCAUUAUCUAUGGCCAGUGAUGCUUUGGAGGAACAAAUCAGAGAUUUAGUGAGUCGUCAUUGAAGGAAAGAAAAUAAAAAAGAUGUUCGGUGCUUUUAUUAAUGAAAAGGUUAUAAUGGUAAUUUAAGAACUCUUAUGGUUGGGGAAAGGUAAUAAGGAUUUGUAAAGCAUCGGGAGAAUCAAUCCUUUGCUUGCCUUCUUUUUCUUCUUCUAUUUCAACUCUCCUUGUAAACCUUACAAACCCAAAGGAACACAGACCAGAGAGAUUUUGUUUCGGGGAGUCGAAGAGAAUGUCGAAUUCUUCAUCAUCUGUAGACUUGGAGAAUGUGGACUCUGUUAGUCUCAUGACUGAGCUUCUUCGUCGUAUGAAGUGUUCUACCAAAUCUGACAAACGUCUUAUUCUCAUCGGUCCACCUGGGUCAGGGAAAGGUACUCAGUCACCUAUUAUUAAGGAUGAGUAUUGUUUGUGUCACUUAGCGACUGGGGAUAUGCUAAGAGCUGCUGUUGCUGCUAAGACACCUCUCGGAGUUAAGGCUAAAGAGGCUAUGGACAGAGGAGAUCUUGUUUCUGAUGACUUAGUUGUUGGCAUCAUUGACGAAGCAAUGAAGAAACCAUCAUGUCAAAAAGGGUUCAUUCUUGAUGGGUUCCCAAGAACAGUAGUUCAAGCAGAAAAGCUUGAUGAGAUGCUUGGGAAGCAGGGAGCUAAAAUUGACAAAGUGCUGAACUUCGCAAUUGAUGAUUCCAUCUUGGAGGAGAGAAUUACUGGUCGGUGGAUCCAUCCUUCAAGUGGUAGGAGCUACCACACAAAAUUUGCACCCCCUAAAGUUCCCGGCGUUGAUGAUGUCACUGGAGAGCCUUUGAUUCAGAGGAAAGAUGAUACUGCUGAGGUUCUCAAAUCGAGGCUGGAGUCAUUCCACAGGCAAACCAAGCCGGUCAUUGAUUACUAUGGGAAAAAGGGUGCUGUUGCUGCACUCCAUGCCGAGAAAUCUCCAAAAGAUGUGACUUCAGAGGUUCAAAAGGUGCUCUCUUGACAAGUGAGCUCCUGCUGUUUUUAACUUGAUGUAUGCGAGUCCAAUUUAUUUUUGACUAUUUGUCAGUUAUAUGUGAAAUUAACAAUCAUACAUUUUCAACACUCCAAGAGAGUUUUAUAGAGGGAGAGGGAGGGAGGGAUGAGGACAGUAGAAUUGUGAGUCAUAAAUUCUGCCUAGUUGAGCAGUUACAAAUCAAUCUAUCAUUUUGGUUGAUCUUUUCUGGAUCCAA